AUGGGGUCCAGGGUGCAGAGCCACGCGCUGCUGCUGGCGAGCCUGAAGAGCCAGGAGACGGCUGAGAGCGAGGGCGUCCAGCGCAAGGCGGGGCUGAAGAGCAAGAAGCAGGCGCUGAAGGCCAGUAAGGAGGACGAGCUUGCCACCACUGUCUCCUCCAAGGAUGCCGACACCAAGUACCUGGAUGACGUGAGCUCCACUUGCCGGCAGAAGGCCGCGGACUUCGAGUCCAACCAGAAGCUGCGCACAGAGGAGCUGCAGGCAGUGGAGCAGGCUGUGCAGAUUGUGUCCAAGAAGCUGUCCCUGCUGGAAGUGAAGUGGCGAAGCCUGCUGCAGGUGAAGCACCAGGCCACGUCCUUGGCCCUGCUGCGCUCUGUGCGCAACGACGAGCAGGUGAAGGCGCGCCUGCUGGGGUUCCUGCAGCAAGAGGCGGAGCGGCUCCACAGCGCCGCGCUGACCAACCUGCUGGAGCCGGCGGCGACCGGCGCGCUGGAGAUGAUCAAGCAGACUAUCCAGGGCGUGGUGCAAAGAUUGCAGGAGCAGGCCGACGCGGACACCGAGAAGCAGACGUGGUGCGCUUCCGAGCUCAAGGCCAACGAGAAGAACCGCAGGGCCAAGACGGUGCUGGUGGAUGGGCUGAACGCAGACAUCGACCGCCUGAACGCCUCCAUUAUCUCCUUCGGCGAGGAUAUCGUCUCCAUUCAGAAGGAGCUGGCCGAGACAGCCCAGGCCCUGGCCAACGCUACGGAGAUCCGUGGCAAGGAGAAGCAAACCAACGCAGCGACCAUCAAGGAGGCCCAGGAGGCGCAGGCGGCGGUGCUGGAAGCGGUGACCGUGCUCAAGGAGUUCUAUGAGAAGAGUGGCCUAGCCCUCCUCCAGGAGAGCGCGAAAGCUGCGCAGCCUGAAUCUGUGAGCAUCUAUGGGGGCAUGACUGACCAGAGCGGCGGCGUGGUCGCACUUCUGGAGACCAUCGCCGCGGACUUUGCGCGCCUGGAGGCGGACACCAGCUCCGAGGAGCAGUCAGCUGGCGAGGAGUUUGAGAAGUUCUCCAAGGACUACAGGCAGAACAAGGCCGAGAAGGAGAAGGAUCUGAAGCACCUGCAGGAGAACAAGGUGGAGCACACCGCGGAGCUGUCGAGCAAAGGCUCCGAGCUGCAGACCGGGGAGCAGGAGCUGGCGGCGGCGCUGCAGUACUACGAGGAGCUGAAGCCGCCCUGUGUGAAGGGCGGGGCCGCCUGGGAGGAGCGCGAGAAGCAGCGGCAAGAGGAGAUCGAGUCCCUCCAGAAGGCGAUGGAGAUCCUGGCCACUUCCUAG
Molecule: messenger RNA, 1314 nt
Organism: Effrenium voratum
Lineage: Eukaryota; Dinophyceae; Suessiales; Symbiodiniaceae
Source: the annotation of a GenBank genome assembly